ACAACAAAACCAACCAAGAAGUCGUCCUGCGCAUGCUCAAGCUCGAGGAAAUCUACGACGUCACCGUCGCUCGCGAUGGGCAGGAAGCGCUCGACCUCGUCAAGGAAUCCAUGCUCGGCUCCGCCGCUCCUUACAACCUCGUGCUCAUGGAUGUUCAAAUGCCCACCAUGGACGGCUUGCAGUCCACCCGCCUGAUUCGCGAGAUUGCGCGGGGACGGGCAAUUCGACGUCUUUCAUGAUCGAUGGCGCCGGGUCCGCACCUGUCGUCGCCAGUGGGAGCGGUAAAGCUCCUGGUGGCGAGUCGACGAACGGGAAACCUGGCCCGGUUUCUGCGAGCCAGUUCGGGCUCCAGGUUGUGGAUGAGAGGCCUGUUAGCCCAUUCUCUCCUUCUUGA
Molecule: messenger RNA, 394 nt
Organism: Scutellospora calospora
Lineage: Eukaryota; Fungi; Glomeromycota; Glomeromycetes; Diversisporales; Gigasporaceae
Source: the annotation of a GenBank genome assembly